UACAGCCAUGUCUGAACAGACGGAAAAGGCUUUCCAGAAGCAGCCUGCGGUCUUCCUGAAUAAGAAGAAACUAGCUGGUGCUAAAGUCGCCAAGACUGGUAAAGGUGUAAGGUGGACAAAGAAUGUUGGUCUAGGAAUCAAAACUCCUAGGGAAGCCAGAGGAUCCUACAUCGACAAGAAGUGUCCUUUCACUGGGGAUGUAGCUAUUCGAGGACGUCUGUUGAGAGGCAUAGUUAACAACAUGAAAAUGAAGCGUACUCUGACCAUCAGACGAGACUACCUUCAUUACAUCAAGAAAUACAACCGAUUCGAGAAGCGUCACAAGAACAUUUCAGCUCACGUAUCACCAGCUUUCCUUGAUGUCGGCAAAGGUGACACCGUUUUAGUUGGACAGUGCAGACCUUUAUCGAAGACCGUCAGAUUUAAUGUCCUGAAGGUUAUUGCCACCGCCGCAGCUGAUAAGAAGAAGUUCACUAAAUUUUAGAUGAUGGUUGAUUAAUUUUAUUACAUGA
This is a messenger RNA of Bolinopsis microptera, 512 nucleotides long. RefSeq names its product small ribosomal subunit protein uS17-like. The record is from RefSeq and is a predicted model, not a curated record. Gene Ontology annotation, cellular component: cytosolic small ribosomal subunit; ribosome. NCBI's taxonomy places the organism in Eukaryota, Metazoa, Ctenophora, Tentaculata, Lobata, Bolinopsidae. Gene Ontology annotation, biological process: translation. Gene Ontology annotation, molecular function: structural constituent of ribosome.